ACUGCUAGAGCUGUUCUAAACCAUACUUCAUAAAAGAGAGCAGUCCUAUCUGUCGACUGUCAAAGGAGAUGGAUUCUGGAGAAUGCCAAUUGAAUGAUAAACAUGCAGACAUGUACAUCAAACAGGAGGAUCAGUGUAACAAUACAGAGGAAAUGGAUUCUAAAGCAGAACAUGAUGAUAUAAACAUCAAACAGGAGGAUCUGAAUAUAAAGCUGAAUGACGUAAAUUAUCAACAAUUACAAUAUACAAAUAAUGAAUCCACGCUUAUUCAAGAAAACAUUUAUGUAGAAAGCACAGAAAUCAAACAAGAACCUCUCUUUGGUUGUACAACUAAAAAUGAAACAUGGGGACGAAAGAAUAAAAACAAUGAGGAUUACGUUAGCAAUGAGGAUUAUGUUAG
This is a messenger RNA of Owenia fusiformis, 400 nucleotides long. NCBI's taxonomy places the organism in Eukaryota, Metazoa, Annelida, Polychaeta, Sabellida, Oweniidae. The record is from the annotation of a GenBank genome assembly.